This is a messenger RNA of Colletotrichum chrysophilum, 3015 nucleotides long. RefSeq lists its product as uncharacterized. The transcript has 2 exons. Gene Ontology annotation, biological process: regulation of transcription by RNA polymerase II; DNA-templated transcription. The coding region runs from base 1 to 3015 and encodes 1004 amino acids. The record is from RefSeq and is a predicted model, not a curated record. NCBI's taxonomy places the organism in Eukaryota, Fungi, Ascomycota, Sordariomycetes, Glomerellales, Glomerellaceae. Gene Ontology annotation, cellular component: chromatin. Gene Ontology annotation, molecular function: zinc ion binding; DNA-binding transcription factor activity, RNA polymerase II-specific; RNA polymerase II cis-regulatory region sequence-specific DNA binding.
AUGGACGCUUCCCAGUACCCUACCAAUGGUAUAAACACGAGCUCGGCCUCCUACCCGUCGCCGCCCGCAAUCACGCCUCACCAGCUGCAGCACACCAACUCUCCCCUGCCUCACCAGACUCUGCCGCCUCUCCAGCCGCAGACCUCCGCGGCCAUGAACCAGAUGUACGGCAGCAACCCUCACACUCCUCGCACUCCCGCGACCCCGAACACUCCGGGCUCUGCGAACAACAUGCCCGCCUACCCUCAGCAACCUGGAGCUCAGGCUGGACGCGGCGGUCCUUACCAGCAGAUGGGCCAGUACCCUCCCCCGCCCCAGGGCUACGGCACUCAGUCUAUGCUGCCCCAGACCACGAUGGCUUCCUCUCACCCGCAGCCCAUCGCGCCUGCUCCUGCCUCCGGUCGCGUCCCGCCCGUCCUUCGCCCCAUGCCUGCUGGUGGCGUUAUGCCUCAGCCCGGCAUGAACUCUCCCUACGGACCUGGCUCCGUUCUCCCUGGAGGUAUGGGCGAUGGCGACCAGCCUACUCACGUGGUUGGCUCUCAGGGCCGCCGCGGCAUCCUUCCCAGCGCUCCUGGACGCCCUGCCGCCACUCCUGCUGGCCCUGGCAACGCAAAGAGCACCGUCAUUCCCGUCAAGGAUGCGGACGGCAAGUUCCCGUGCCCUCACUGCACCAAGACUUACCUCCACGCCAAGCACUUGAAGCGUCAUCUCCUGCGCCACACGGGUGACCGCCCCUACAUGUGCGUUCUGUGCCGCGACACUUUCUCGCGUAGUGACAUUCUCAAGCGUCACUUCCAGAAGUGCUCCAUUCGCCGAGGCAAUCCGACUGGUGCUAGCCACUUGUCUCACCCUCAGGCCCACGUCAAGAAGAACGCUGCUGCGCAGAAGGCGGCUCUUGGUCAGGAUGGCGGACUGAACCACCUCAAUGGUCUAGGUAAUAUCCCUGCGGAUGGCAUGGUUCAGCCCUUCGGUAUGAUGCCUGUGUCGGAUGGAAUGGGCAACCUCGCGAACGAUCAGAGCCAGCUGUCUCGCUCCAGCAGCCUGACCAGAAUUGAUAAUGGCAGUAACCAAGACAGAAGGGGUUUGACAGGUUCUGUCAUGGAUGCUCAGGGCCGUAACGGCCAGUUCGAGCAGGCAUACAACGGCGAUGUCCCUAGCUCCAUGACGCCCAAUAUGAAUCAACAGAUGCAAAACUACAAUAUGCCCCCGGGUCAAAAUGGAAUGUCCAUGUAUGGCGGGUCGAACUCGAACCAACAAUCGGGCCUUGAUUGGUCUCAAAUGUUCCAGGCUGGUGCGCAACAAACCUACGCAAAUACCUUCGAAACAACUCCUAAUCUUGGACAGACGCAGAUCGCAACCAACAAAGAGCCUAAUGCUGGCACCCAAAGAACUGAAGGUCUCCCUGGCCCAACCCACUCCGCCGAUUCCCUAUUCUUCUCUACCUGGGGCGUUCCGCCAUCGAUUCAGGACCCUUACACCCAUAUUUCCAACCAGAUCCUAAAUUUCUUCUACCCUCCCGGCUCCCCGAUUACCAACGAAAGCGCCGGCUUCAACCUGUAUUUCUCGGCCGAAAACAUUCGCGAUUUUCUGGAGAAGUACACGCACUUCCAUGUGCACUUCCCCAUCCUUCAUACCCCGACGUUCCGUAUCCUGGAAUCGUAUACUGGCUUACUUGCAGGCAUGUGUUGCAUGGGCGCCUGCUACUCAGACCGUCUCUCUCCAGAUCACGUGCGCGACAUGAUGAACUUCCUUCGGGCGGCUUUGAUCCGCGAUGUCCCAUUCCUGGCCAACACCGUGGGCUCACGGCAGACUGGAAACGCUGACAACAGUUCUUCGGGCGAUAGCAGUCGCGAGCUUGAGGAACUUCAGGCUGUUAUGCUGCUCCAAAUUCUGCUGCUCUGGAACGGCACACCUGGGCACCGUGAAAGCGCGCGUGAGAUCUUGCCAGCAAUGGCGGAGCAGACUCGCAAACUGCGUCUGAUGGAAGUUUCCACAGCCAUGCCCCUCUUCAGCCUGCUGCACCAAGUCAACUUUACCCCUCAGAACUUCGACGUCUCCACAUUCGAUUGGGGUGUGUGGGUUGAACAGGAAAAGCGGAUACGCCUCAUGCACAUUAUCUUCCUCUGCAACUCUGCCAUGGAACUUUAUUUCAACGCCAACUCCGAACUCGACAGUUUCGAGAUGCGCAUACCUCUUCCUUCGGACGACGCUGCUUGGGAUGCGCGGACGAAGAAGGAUUGUGAGGACGCUCUCGGUUUCCACGGGGGGGAGCUUGUGCGACAAAAGAACCCGAAUGGCACACAACGCAGCAAACAGCCGGAGAUGGACCUUGCCCUCAGAGCGCUGUUGCACGGGUCGUAUCAGAUACAACCUGGCAGCACAAACCUGUACGGCAAGUUCAUCCUGAUCCACGCCAUCCUCUCCUUGAUCCGACGCGCUCAACUGGACGGUAACGCCGUAAUGAAGGGUUACGCGACGCCCCCGUUGAGUGACUGGAUGGUGAAUGGAGGAUCUGAUGGCACUGGUACAAACAGCGGAAGAGCAACACCUGUCGACCCCGCCACAAAAGCGAUGCCCGCUCACGUUCAAGAAUCUUUCCGCGUGGCGCUGCAAAAGUUCAAGGUCAACUGGGACGCGGACAUGGUCAAUCAGUUUCCCCCUGGUAUGGCCAAGAACGCGCGCAGAUAUGGAUUCUCUAGAGAUGGCAUCCAUUUCUACUGGUUGGCGAGAUACAUGUUGAAGCACACGCGGGCAACGGAUCUGCAGAUGGAUUCGGAUCGUCGCUUCAUGCAGGUGAUGCAACUUCUGAAGUCGGUGAAGACAUGGGUACAAACGGAUGGAGCCUCGAGGGGCGAGGAAUUGGGAUCGGUUGGAGAAAUCGACAAGGAUUUUGGGUCGAAAAACCUCACACUCGACCUGGCGCGACUUUUCAAACAUCUUUCGGCGGUGGUGGAAGACCCGGGAAUCCCUUCAGUUCAGACGGAUAUCAGCACAGUGGCCGGCGGCACUCUCUGA